CCCCAUCUAUCUAUCCCUCACCAUAUAUUCUUAGUCCUCGAAACCCAUUAUUCUCACUACCCGACACAACAACACAAAACAAUGUCCCCAGCCCCAAUGUCCCGUCUCAGUACUCUUCUCUUCUUCCUCUUCCUUCCGUUAUUCCUCCUCGCUCAACCUCCUCCUCCACCUCCAUCUCCUUCUUCUUCUCCUUCUCCUUCUGCUCUCUGCAAGUUCACACUGUACCCCAAACUCUGUCGUUCCAUGCUCUCCAUCAUCUCCUCCUCUCCCUCCGAUCCCUACAACGCCGGCAAAUUCUCCAUCAAACAGAGCCUCAAGCAAGCCAAGAAGCUCCUCAAGGUCUUCGACGACUUCCUUGUCAGCAGCCGCCGCCGCCGCUCCGACUCUGUCGAAGUUCGCGCCCUCGACGACUGCCGGGACCUCAUCCUCCUCAACCUCGACUACCUGGAGGCCGUCGCGGCCGACCUCCACGCGAACUCGGCGGUCUCCGCCGAGCUGACGGAUAAGGUGGAGAGCUACCUGAGCGCGGUGGCGACGAACCAUUACACUUGCUACGACGGGCUGGUGGCGGCGAAAAGUAAAAUCGGGGAGGUUCUGGCGGUGGCGAUGAGGAAUGUGACGGAGGUGUAUAGUGUGUCGCUUGGGUUAGUGAGUGAGGCUUUGAAUGAGAAUGUGAAGAACAAGUUCCAGACUCGCAAGCAUGGACUUCCUUCUCAGUCUUACAAAGUCAGGGAGCCUCUCGAGAAGCUCAUCAAGGUUCUGCAUGAAAAAUACAGUUGCAAGGCAAGAUCAAACUGCACAAGCAGAAGUGAAAGGAUUCCUAUGAGAGAAAGUGAAAGCAAAGGGAUUCUAUUAAAUGGGUAUGCAACUGUGAGCCAUUAUGGGACUGAUAACUUCACCUCCAUUGGACAAGCCAUUGAUGCUGCACCUGCUGACCUCAAACCAGAAGAUGGCUACUUCCUUAUCUAUGUCAGACAAGGAUACUAUGAAGAAUAUGUAAUUGUUCCAAAACACAAGAAGAAUAUCUUGCUCAUUGGUGAUGGUAUCAACCAGACUAUUAUCACAGGCAAUCACAGUGUCAUUGAUAGUUGGACCACCUUCAAUUCUUCCACCUUUGCUGUUUCUGGAGAAAGAUUUAUAGCAGUGGAUAUCACAUUCAGGAACACAGCUGGUCCAGAGAAGCACCAGGCAGUAGCAGUGAGGAACAACGCUGAUCUCUCAACCUUUUAUCGAUGCAGCUUUGAGGGAUACCAAGACACCCUCUAUGCUCACUCUCUGAGGCAAUUCUACAGAGAAUGUGAAAUUUAUGGCACAGUGGACUUCAUAUUUGGCAAUGCAGCUGUUGUGUUCCAAGGCUGCAAGAUCUAUGCCAGAAAGCCACUUCCAUUCCAGAAGAAUGCCAUCACAGCACAAGGCAGAACCGACCCUUUUCAGAACACUGGAAUCUCAAUCCAGAAUUGUAGCAUUGAAGCAGCACAGGAUUUGUCUUCAGAUUUGAACUCUACUACUGUCUUGACCUACUUGGGAAGGCCAUGGAAGUUAUAUUCUAGAACUGUCUAUAUGGAGUCUUAUAUUGGGAAUGUGAUUGAACCUUCUGGUUGGUUAGAGUGGAAUGGGACUGUAGGGUUGGACACGUUGUUUUUUGGUGAGUUCAAUAACUAUGGACCGAAGGCUAAUACUAGCAAUAGGGUUCAAUGGCCUGGUUUUAAUCUUCUGAAUGCUACUCAGGCUUUGAACUUUACUGUCCUGAAUUUUACUCUGGGAGAUACUUGGCUUCCUGACACAGAUAUACCUUAUUCAGGAGGAUUACUAGAUCAUUAGGAAGUGAAAUUUUGCUGGAAAGUAAUAAAUUUGAUUUAUUGUUACUCAGAAAGUUAGCGUAAGUGUAACUACUUGUUUUCAAAAAGGAUAUGGGAGACAUGAAUAUUGUAAUGUAAUUCAAAAACAAUGUAUUUGCAGAUGAAGUUUACCAUAUAUUUACCAAUUUUCAGUAU
Molecule: messenger RNA, 1994 nt
Organism: Prosopis cineraria
Lineage: Eukaryota; Viridiplantae; Streptophyta; Magnoliopsida; Fabales; Fabaceae
Product: probable pectinesterase/pectinesterase inhibitor 47
Exons: 3
Coding region: 82-1821 (579 amino acids)
Biological process (GO): cell wall modification
Molecular function (GO): pectinesterase activity; pectinesterase inhibitor activity
Source: RefSeq, a predicted model, not a curated record